Messenger RNA from Panicum hallii, 492 nucleotides. RefSeq names its product nucleolar transcription factor 1-B-like. The record is from RefSeq and is a predicted model, not a curated record. The transcript has a single exon. Bases 1 to 492 code for a protein of 163 amino acids. Lineage: Eukaryota; Viridiplantae; Streptophyta; Magnoliopsida; Poales; Poaceae.
AUGGCUCUCUCAUCCUCUGUUUCCUCUUCCUCUGCCAUCUCCUUCGAAUCCGAAACCACCCGGGAGGUGACCCCGGAGUUCAGUCCCAUAGCAGCCUACGAGGCCCGUGCUCAUCCGCAUUGGGAUGCAGAGGAAUGGGAUUUCCAGGUUUGGUCAGAGGACGAUGAGUCCUUGACCAACGGUGAAGACCUCCUGCUUCUUUUUGACGGGGAACUGGAUGAAGACGACGACGACAUCUCCUGGGAGGGAGAUUUCUUCUCCUCAGAAGAAGAACCCGAGGACACAUCAUCCGAUGAUGACUCGACGGCAGGAGAGUUCUUCCGCGGUGGGUACUCGGAGGAGGACGAAGAGUCCGACGACAAAAUCAGCGACAGCAACAAUGAUGGCGGACCCGACAGCAGCAAUGGCAGCAGCGAUAGCGACGACGACGAUGACAGCAGCGCAGCCCCUCCAUCCAAGCAUCGCAAUGUCCUGGGCUCCUACUGGUGGUAG